CUGCGCCGGGCCAACCCGUCGCUGUUCCCCAGCCUGCAGGCCCGGGGCAUCCGCCGUGUGCAGAUCCUGAGCCUCCGCCGCAGCCUCAGCUACGUGAUCCAGGGCAUGGCCAACAUCGAAAGCCUCAACCUCAGCGGCUGCUACAACCUCACCGACAACGGACUGGGCCACGCAUUUGUGCAGGAAAUCGGCUCCUUGCGCGCCCUCAACCUGAGCCUCUGCAAGCAGAUCACUGACAGCAGUCUGGGCCGAAUAGCCCAGUACCUCAAGGGCCUGGAGGUGCUGGAGCUGGGGGGUUGCAGCAAUAUUACCAACACCGGCCUUCUGCUCAUCGCCUGGGGUCUGCAGCGCCUCAAGAGCCUUAAUCUCCGCAGCUGCCGCCACCUCUCGGACGUGGGCAUCGGGCACCUGGCCGGCAUGACGCGCAGCGCGGCGGAGGGUUGCCUGGGCCUGGAGCAGCUCACGCUGCAGGACUGCCAGAAGCUCACGGAUCUUUCUCUAAAGCACAUCUCCCGAGGGCUGACAGGCCUGAGGCUCCUCAACCUCAGCUUCUGUGGGGGCAUCUCAGACGCAGGCCUUCUGCACCUGUCGCACAUGGGCAGCCUACGCAGCCUUAACCUGCGCUCCUGCGACAAUAUCAGUGACACAGGCAUCAUGCAUCUAGCCAUGGGCAGCCUGCGCCUCUCGGGGUUAGAUGUGUCCUUCUGUGACAAAGUGGGGGACCAGAGUCUGGCCUACAUAGCCCAGGGGCUGGACGGCCUCAAGUCCCUCUCCCUUUGCUCCUGCCACAUCAGUGAUGAUGGCAUCAACCGCAUGGUGCGGCAGAUGCACGGGCUGCGCACGCUCAACAUUGGACAGUGUGUGCGCAUCACGGACAAGGGCCUGGAGCUGAUUGCUGAGCACCUGAGCCAGCUCACUGGCAUAGACCUGUACGGCUGUACCCGGAUCACCAAGCGCGGCCUGGAGCGCAUCACGCAGCUGCCCUGCCUCAAGGUACUCAACCUGGGACUCUGGCAAAUGACGGACAGUGAGAAGGUCAGGUGAGGGCGGCAGCACCAGCUCCCCUUGUCCUGCCCUGUACACCCUCCCUUCACCACCACCGGCCCCCACACACCCACUCGCAUAUUUAGACGUAGUUCAUGGCGAUGGCUGAGAUAGGGCAGCGACUUGAAGCCCAAGCUCAUUUCUCCUCCUCCGACGCCCCUCCCUGCUACCAGCCCCUUUCCAUUGCCUUCGGGGUUCCUCUUCUACCACUGCCCUAUUUUCCUCUCUUUUUCCCUGCGGAUGGAGAAAUGGAUUCUGCUACUCACUCACCUACUUCUCUCUGCAGGGGAUGGAGGACUGUUUUCAGCUACUGUAUCCCCACUGCUUGGCAUUUGUAAAUGGGGUGGGGGUGGGGAGUGACUAGUCCUCUCCACCCCGAGGAAUUGAGGAAAAUGUCUGCCUUCACUUAAGCUUUCAUUUGAAUACUGUGAUCUGGUUUUUAUUUUGAAAUGUAUAAAAAGCAAACCCAACUACAACGGCCUUUCACCCUUCUUCCACUUUGUAACUAAUCCCAGUCUCUUCUCAUCACUUCUCCUUUUACAGUACUCGGCUAUUAACACUCAUUUUAUUUUUAUCUGCUUUCCUUAUUUUAGUUUUUUGAAGAAAUUGGAAAUCAUGGUCUUUUUUUUCUGCUGAAUAUAUUCUAUAUAUUAUAUAUAUAUAAAUUAUAUAUAUAUUAUAUAUAUAUAUAUGUCUGGCUACCUCGUUUUAGUUUACUUUUUUCUCUGAAGCCCUGGAAUUCUACAAGAGAGAUAUUUUGAGACUGAAACAUUUUUGUGCCUAGACUGGAAAGAUGCCCAUUGGGUUUGUACAUCUUUUUGUUUUGGCUUCUUCCCAACCUCCAUCCACCCAGUGUGUCCUACUUCUACAUUCUGGCUAUAAUUUUCUUUUUCUCCUUGUCCAUUGGGAUUUGAGGACCCAACUGUGUUCUUAAAUCUUGACUUAAUUUAUAGCACAAAUGUGUGGGAGAAAUGAGAGUUGAACUGCUUUUUUGUUUGUCUGAGAUGCAGAUUGUGUCUUGAAAAUGAUUAUUAUAUAUGCAAAUUAUGCCCUACCCUCACCCUCUUCCAAGUUUCUCCACAAAAAGGUCACACAGUGAGGCUUCCUGUUGGAAGUACAGAGCAGAGUUGGCCUACAGAGACCCUGGGGCCCCCGGCAAUGUGAAGGGGAGGAGACUGAAAUUCAUGUCUUAUCUGCGUUCUGUUAAUAAAAUGGGAGUUUGUGGGUUUUAAAAAGAUCCGUUUCUAAAUGGAGGAAUAGAUGACUUUAUUUUGGUGGGGGUUGGGACUUGUGGCUUUAAAAAAAAUCGCUUUUGAGUAGGAUGUAUAUUUUUGUUGGAUUUUGUUUGUUUGUUUAUUUUUUUAGAAUCCUCCACAGCAACAUGCAAGAACAUGGAGUUAAAGAAACCCAGAGACCUUUAUCAAUUAAUUGUACUGUUUGUGAAUUUGUAUAAAUAAUAACAAAGAUCCUCUUAAAACGUUUAUAUUCUUACAUUAAAAGGUUAAACUGAUAUUUAUAUAAUAAAGAGGAAAUAUGAAGUAUGUUUUUGAAAAAAAAAGCACAAAAAAAAAACUUGUAUCUGUGAAUUAUUUUUAAGGCAUUGUGUGUUUGGGUACAUGCCAAAGUAGGAGGUGCUCUUUGUACACUAAGAUAGAAGGAAAUAAGGUAUAGAUUUGGUGCAUCCUAUGUGAGUGAGCAAGCUCAUGGUUAAAAAUUUAUUCUGUGUAAUGUUUACUAAUGACACCCAAAUAAUGUUCCAUUUCUAGAAAUGUGAUAGAGUGGAGAAUUCUAUAGUUUUUGGUUUUAAACUGUCAACAUGGAAAUUUAAAGAAACUGAACAAAAUGAAACUUUAAAAAAAUUCAGACUUGUAAAAGUCACAGUUUCCUCAAAUGACCAGUUUUUCUUUGAGUGGAAAUUAGAUCUAGGGGUAAUACUGAAAAAAUGGGUCAUGAGAUAUGGGGGUGGCCAAGAAGAAAGAAGGGUGUCUACUCUUAGAGCGGCUGUGGGGAGGAUGUGAAGGGUGGAGGGAGCUGAAGCCAUUGUUCAGAAAAGUUAAAAGAGCGCUGCUGUCCUUGCCUGCUCCUCGCUCAGUCAUGCAUACUGAAUCUCCCAGAGGGAGUGAGGGUCCCGGUGGAAAGGAGGAGGGCAGUUCUACCCCUCUUUUUAACAUUCCCCUCCAGGCCUGGCUGCAUUGAAGCACUUUCCUGGGGGCUGGGGAGGUUGGCCAGGAGUUCUUGUACAUUUGCAUUUUAAGCACUUCCAACACGGAGGCUGGCCACUCGAGCCACUCAGUUGAGGGUUCUUAGACUGAAUUCAUGCAGAUAAAUGAAUACCAACAAUUCUAGCAAAGAGUUCCCUUUGGUAGACAAUAACCAAAUAAUCUGACACCCAGUGAUUGAGCUGUGGAAACUGGUGAGUAUAAAUGCUCUUAGUUGUGGAGUAAUUCAUAUUCCUGGUUUCACAUAGGUUUGUCUAAGUUGUUUUCUGAGAUUACUUUUUUCCUUUUUUUAAACACCAAAAAAGCACUGAUCCCAGUGAGAGCUGAUAAGAACAGUAUCAAACUUUCCUGGAUCAGCAUCUCUUUCCAGGAAGAGGGCUAGAACCCAGGUUUCUCUUGGGUUAAGAUUGUUUUGUAAAAUUUCCAAGCUUUAAGACUUGAACAUAUCACAAAAGCUGCAUUGUUCCUUUUUGGAGAGCCAUCACAAUUGGGUCUAAUUGAGCCUGACACUAGAUCCAUCUUCCUUUUCUAUGGGGAAGGUGUGGAUCUUUUUCUUUCCACUUAGGUUACAGUGCUUAUUGCCCAAAGGCCGGGUGGGUAUGUGUGAACCCCAGUAAGAACCAGGGACUUUGAAUUAGGGCCAGCUUUUUAAAUUUAGCAUUUGACACAAUUCCUGAAGGUUACACAAGCCAUAGGUUCCUAGCCUAUUUUUCUUCCAAGAGACUGCAUGGCUGUACAGAUUCAUUCAGUCAAUAAAAAUUUGAGCACCUCCUAAGUCUGCCUCUAUUCACAUUCUUCAUUUUAACAUGCAAGUAAUCCUACCACCACCUGAAACAUUUUCUGUUUUGAUUUUUUUGUUAAAAGUUAUAUAUAACCUGGACUUAAGGUUGAUAAAUUAAUGUUGAAAGUUAAGAUCAUGGGUAUCAUGUCCUUAUCCUGAACUAGGCAUACUUAAUGUAUCUGGACCUUCUCAGGAAAAGAUUAAUAAACCAUUUACUGUCA
Ictidomys tridecemlineatus (thirteen-lined ground squirrel) is the source of this 4265-nucleotide messenger RNA. It is a transcript of the gene Fbxl14, whose product is annotated as F-box and leucine rich repeat protein 14. Gene Ontology annotation, biological process: SCF-dependent proteasomal ubiquitin-dependent protein catabolic process. NCBI's taxonomy places the organism in Eukaryota, Metazoa, Chordata, Mammalia, Rodentia, Sciuridae. The record is from RefSeq and is a predicted model, not a curated record. Gene Ontology annotation, molecular function: protein binding. Gene Ontology annotation, cellular component: SCF ubiquitin ligase complex.